GUAUUCAUCGCUGUCGCUCUUUUCAUCGCUGCGGUGGUCGCAGAACCACCGAGGAACCGGCCUCAACAAAGACAAUUCUAUUUUGCUAGACAAGAAGAAACCACGGCUGCCGAAGCGCCCUAUCCGUCGUCCGAUUGGAGACCGGCUGGUCCGGCGUUCAAUCUUCCUCAAAGACAGUACGGAGCACCCGCCGCAGCUCCUCAGCAGCAAUAUGGCGCACCUGCAGCACCUCAGCAGCAAUAUGGCGCA
This is a messenger RNA of Ceratina calcarata, 249 nucleotides long. RefSeq lists its product as uncharacterized. The annotation marks the transcript as partial. The record is from RefSeq and is a predicted model, not a curated record. The transcript has a single exon. Lineage: Eukaryota; Metazoa; Arthropoda; Insecta; Hymenoptera; Apidae.